Messenger RNA from Pimephales promelas (fathead minnow), 2775 nucleotides. It is a transcript of the gene tead1b, whose product is annotated as TEA domain family member 1b. Gene Ontology annotation, biological process: embryonic organ development; regulation of transcription by RNA polymerase II; hippo signaling. Lineage: Eukaryota; Metazoa; Chordata; Actinopteri; Cypriniformes; Leuciscidae. The record is from RefSeq and is a predicted model, not a curated record. Gene Ontology annotation, molecular function: DNA-binding transcription factor activity, RNA polymerase II-specific; RNA polymerase II cis-regulatory region sequence-specific DNA binding. Gene Ontology annotation, cellular component: transcription regulator complex.
UUUCAUUCCUGCUCUCAUUCCGAGCAUUCUUCGCAUCUCUAUCGGUGCGGCGGAGAUUCACGUUCACAUUCCCGGCCGGCCCCCCAAAAAACACAAGAAUAACUUUAAACACAGUUUGCAAAAAAAAAAAAAACUAUACAAACCCACACUAGAACAAAAACAAAGGGGCCGAACUUAAAUGUUGAUAUAAAUAAAGAAAGCGGACGUUAAGUUGGCUAUUUCGGAGCGGUGCACAAAUAUAUCGAGGAGAGACUUGUUGCUCGCGCAUCUUUGGCGUUUAUUCUCCAACUUCUGUUCAGAUCUCAGCCGAUUCACCCUAGUCUUCUCCAGGCUUCGGCUUGGAGGUCCCAACCGCCACCAUUGAUCCCAGCAGCUGGAGUGGCAGUGAAAGCUCUGCCGAGGAUAUUGAGAGGAUGAGUGACUCAGCCGACAAGCCCAUUGACAAUGACGCUGAGGGGGUGUGGAGCCCUGACAUAGAGCAGAGCUUCCAGGAGGCACUGGCCAUCUACCCGCCCUGUGGACGCCGCAAAAUUAUCCUCUCGGAUGAAGGCAAGAUGUAUGGUCGGAAUGAGUUGAUUGCCAGAUACAUUAAACUCAGAACUGGGAAGACAAGGACACGGAAACAGGUGUCUAGUCACAUACAGGUCUUAGCAAGAAAGAAAGUUCGAGAAAUCCAAGCUGCCAUCAAGGUGUCUAGUCACAUUCAGGUUCUUGCCAGAAGGAAAUCUCGUGAAUUUCAUUCCAAGCUAAAGGUGACAAGCAUGGAUCAGAGCGUGAAGGACAAAGCUCUUCAGAGUAUGGCCUCCAUGUCCUCGGCUCAGAUCGUCUCUGCAACAGCCAUCCACAACAAACUGGGUCUUCCGGGCAUCCCGCGUCCUGCCUUCCCCGGAGCAGCAGGGUUUUGGCAGGGCAUGAUAUCCACGGGCCAGCCUGGAUCCUCACAAGACAUUAAGCCAUUUGCCCAGCAAGCAUACCCUAUCCAGCCAGCUGUCACAACUACAAUCUCAAGUUAUGAGCCCGCGACAGCACCGGCACCCACAGUUCCCGCCUGGCAGGGCCGAUCUAUCGGCACAUCGAAACUCAGGCUUGUGGAAUUCUCUGCUUUUCUGGAGCACCAGAGAGAUCCAGAUUCUUAUAACAAGCAUCUUUUCGUGCACAUCGGUCAGACAAAUCACUCUUACAACGAUGCCUUGCUCGAGUCGGUGGAUAUUCGUCAGAUUUACGACAAAUUCCCCGAGAAGAAAGGAGGGCUGAAGGAAUUGUUUGGCAAGGGUCCUCAAAAUUCAUUUUUUCUCAUAAAGUUCUGGGCUGACUUAAACUGCAACAUUCAGGAUGAAACCGGGGCCUUCUAUGGAGUGACCAGUCAGUACGAGAGCCCGGAGAACAUGACCAUCACCUGCUCCACUAAAGUUUGCUCGUUUGGCAAACAGGUUGUGGAGAAAGUGGAGACGGAGUACGCUCGCUUUGAGAACGGCCGCUUUGUUUACCGGAUAAAUCGGUCUCCCAUGUGUGAAUACAUGAUCAACUUCAUCCACAAACUCAAACACCUGCCUGAGAAGUACAUGAUGAACAGCGUCCUGGAGAACUUCACCAUCUUAUUGGUGGUAACAAACAGAGACACACAGGAGACCCUGCUGUGCAUGGCCUGUGUGUUCGAAGUGUCAAACAGCGAGCACGGAGCCCAGCAUCACAUCUACAGACUAGUGAAGGAAUGAAGCAGCUCUUUCACACAGACUCUCGACCUCAGUACAGUGGCAGUGCCUCUAGCUCAACACUAACUCAAGAUGAUUUUCACUCACAUGUGGGUGAUGCUUCUAAUUAUAUAUAUAUAUAUAUUUCUUUAUUAAUAUGUGUUUGACGUUUAACUGCAGCUGUGAAUGGCGGUACAGUUGUAUUAAGUUUUUUAAUACAGGAAAGAAUGUCAAAGAAUGCCGGAUCAAGAUUCAUUCGUAGAAUAUACAUAUAAAGUGACAUACGAUAUUGUUCGACUUAAGGGGUGGGUUGAGAUAGGUUGAAAACAACCUCAUUUCGAUUUUUUUUUAUUUUUUAAAUCAUGUACUCAAAAGAUCUGAAAGCAUAUGGGUGCAGCCAUAAAUGUGUGUGUGUGUGAGUGGGAUGUAGGUGUACAGAUGUAUAUACAGUACAUUCCCGCAGGUAUUUUUCCCAAAGAAAAAGUAUUUGAGAAAUUUCAUUCUGUAACAUUGAUUUAUUGAAAAGAAAACUACUGUAGGUGUUAAAAAAAAAAAAAAAAAAAAAAAAAAAACAGAUUCUUGUGGCCAUCGGAAAACAAAAGUUCCCUCAUUCCGAACAUUCCGAGAAUUCAGGGAAUUCAGAAGCCCAGCCCUUGAAAAGAGUUACUUUGUACAUGCUACUUUUUCAUUUUCGUUGAGGAAUUACUGCACUGUGAUACGAGAAGUUUAUACCAACCUGUGUGUGUGUUUUUACGUGUCACCACCUGCAAUAAGAAAAUGCAGAGAAUCAACCCUGUUGACUGGACAGCUAAACGCCUCCUGCCAACACGCUUGUAUAAAAGAUAACUCUAGAAACAAAACGCACUGCAUUAACUUGACCCGAGCACUUGGACGCACUCGUCGGACCCGCUGGGGAAGCCACACUUCACAAAGCCCAUCCCUGAACAUGCUGUACGUCAUGGAGCACUCCGUCAUCUUCUGUAAGAUUCAGUCCCAGAGUUCUUCGCUGCCUUCGACAUUCCCGCACAGCCCAUGUCUCUGUGGCCUAAUCGAUUUCUACGACUGCAAGCCUUAAUAAUGGUUG